Molecule: messenger RNA, 2750 nt
Organism: Oldenlandia corymbosa var. corymbosa
Lineage: Eukaryota; Viridiplantae; Streptophyta; Magnoliopsida; Gentianales; Rubiaceae
Source: the annotation of a GenBank genome assembly
GUGAGAUCGCGCGAAACACUGCCCUCUUAUCAACAAAAUCCGAAUGAUCCUCCGUAUUUUGAAAAUCUCAGAAAAAAACAACUAAAAUGUUUCUCAAUAGAAAAUGAGUGAAAUUUUUCACUUGCUUUUUCCUUUUCUUCUUGGCUGCUGUUCUUCUUCUCCUUCUCCUUCUUCUUCUUCUACAACGUCUCUUUCAGGUCUGAAUUAAUCCCCCCCCGUAAAAUUCGGGCCGCCAUGUCCUCCUCCAUUGCCACUGCUGCAGCCCUUUCUCUUCCCAUUUCUCUUGGUGCUUCUUCCAAGUCUGGCUCCAAAAGGUUUGUGAGGGGAGGGUUUAGAGUAUUUGCAGUGUUUGGAGAGGAGGGGACGUCCGUCGAUAAGAAAAGCCCGUGGUAUCCUCUGUUUCAUGUAGAGGAUCCAAGAUCUAAAGUUCCCCAAAGCAAAGGGAAGUUCUUGGAUGUAAAUCAGGCAUUAGAAGUUGCAAGAUAUGACAUACAGUACUGUGAUUGGCGAGCACGGCAAGAUGUUCUUACUAUCAUGCUCCUCCACGAAAAGGUAGUAGAAGUAUUAAACCCUCUCGCUCGUGAAUUUAAGUCUAUUGGUACUAUGAAAAAGGAGCUUGCAGAGUUGCAAGACGAGCUUGCUCAAGCCCACAAGCAGGUGCAUAUAUCUGAAUCAAGGGUAGCAGCUGCUUUAGAUAAACUAGCUUACAUGGAGACAUUGGUCAAUGAUAAGUUGCUUCAAGAUACACUGAGAUCAGAAGAUAAUUGCCUGCGCUCUUCCCCCAGCACUUCUCAAGAAUCUGUUGAAAAUGCAAAAGCGAAGCUGCAAAGGAGAACUUUGAAUGUUUCUGGUCCUGUGCAGCCCUAUAACCCUUGCCUGAAGAACUUCUGGUAUCCUGUUGCUUUCUCUUCAGACCUAAAGAAUGACAAAAUGAUCCCAAUUGAUUGUUUCGAGGAGCCAUGGGUAAUCUUUCGAGGUAAAGAUGGAAAACCUGGAUGUAUCCGUAACACUUGUGCCCAUAGAGCCUGUCCACUUGACCUCGGUACAGUAAAAGAUGGUCGAGUACAGUGUCCUUAUCAUGGUUGGGAAUACUCAACUGAUGGGAAAUGUGAAAAAAUGCCUUCGACAAAAUUUCUCAAUGUAAAGAUCAAGGCGUUGCCAUGCUUUGAGCAAGAUGGAAUGAUAUGGAUAUGGCCCGGCAGUGAUCCUCCAACGGCUAGUAUACCUUCUUUAUUACCACCUUCAGGAUUUCAAAUACACGCUGAGAUUGUCAUGGAGCUUCCGGUUGAACAUGGACUACUAUUGGACAAUCUGUUGGAUCUAGCGCAUGCUCCUUUCACCCACACAUCCACUUUUGCCAAGGGAUGGAGCGUACCGAGCUUGGUUAAGUUUUUAACACCUGCCUCUGGACUCCAAGGAUAUUGGGACCCCUACCCUAUAGACAUGGAAUUUCGACCACCUUGUAUGGUUUUGUCCACCAUUGGAAUCUCAAAGCCAGGAAAGUUAGAGGGGCGGAGCACUGAUCAAUGUACUACACAUCUUCACCAACUACAUGUGUGCUUACCUGCGUCGAGACAAAAGACCAGAUUAUUAUACAGAAUGUCACUGGACUUUGCUCCAGUGCUGAAGCAUAUACCUUUCAUGAAGAACUUAUGGAGGCAUUUUGCUGAACAGGUAAUCUAUCUCUCUUCGUGCAAAAUUUCUCUGAUAGAAUGACAUGCACCUUCAAGGGCUGCAUUACUACGAUGUUGCCCCAUUAAAAAAUCAAAAAUAUGGAUUGACAUUUAUCUUAUGCUUAUCCAAUACAAUUUGUGUGUGUUUUUUUUCUUUUACUUUUAAAGCAUCCAGCCAAAUCAGCUGGUCAUGAUUUUGGAGUUAAAACAUUGAAGUCUUUAGGAUGCUAUCGACUUAGUUUUUGUCUCAUUCCUUUAUCUACCAUCUGCCCAGUAUGUUUUAAUUUCUUCAUGUGUGCUUCAAUGCUCCUGCAGGUUUUAAAUGAAGACCUAAGACUUGUAGUUGGUCAACAAGAGAGAAUGCUCAAUGGUGAUAAUAUUUGGAACAUGCCAGUGUCCUAUGACAAGUUAGGGGUAAGAUAUAGGAUGUGGAGAGAUGCAGUGGACCGAGGAGAAAAACAACUGCCUUUCAGCAAAUCAGUAUAGCCGGGUUCCAAUGGUUUCAAAGUUCAACUCUACACGAAAUAAGCCAUCGAAAAUCUUGCCAGCAGCCCAGAUGAUUGUUUAUUUCCUCUAACUGGUGGCUAAUUUUACCUGUUCGUUGAUAAGAGUUUCACUUCUCAGACGGGAACUGUGUUAUACUACCUGAGGCAGCAAGAGAUGGUUUUGGUUUCGGAAAUAACAGAUUGUGAACUGAUGAAACUGUGCACUUAUUGUUUUUGGAUGUGCAGUGUACAGCUACUUAGGCUUUUUCUUAGCUCUCCUCUAAUGCCGGUUAUGGCGCCCUUCCUUUUGUUCACCCCAGAAUGCUUAUGCUAACUUCUUUUCUCUGCAGUCAUCUCAUUGAAAAGACUUCAUCCUGAAAUGCUCAAGCACAGGAAAAUGUACAUUUUAUGUAUCAUACGGAGACCUCUGUUGAUGAAAUUGAAAAUUCAUUGUUAACUGAAUCUGAUUUUCAUAAACUCUAGUCUUCAUAACGCAACAGAAUUCUCUUCUCCGCCUCUUCAUAUAUAAAUUGAUUUACAUGAUGCCACUGGCCAAUUGUCCUUUGAAAAUUUAUUGCUGUUUAAACUUCUU